Trichoderma atroviride IMI 206040 is the source of this 3042-nucleotide messenger RNA. NCBI's taxonomy places the organism in Eukaryota, Fungi, Ascomycota, Sordariomycetes, Hypocreales, Hypocreaceae. The record is from RefSeq and is a predicted model, not a curated record.
AUGCCGCUUGGAACAUCGGCUAAAUUAGAUCGGAAGUUACUCAUAGCUACGACUAUCCUGCUUCACAAGGAGCAACUUGACGAAUAUUCGCUGGUCAAUAGCAGCAAGCGUGCUCCGGAAACAAAGACAGAAAAGAUAUUGCAACAGCUAUGGGCCGAUAUUCUCAAGAUUCCUAUUGAAUCAAUUGCGAGGGACGACAAUUUCCUCCAAAUUGGAGGCGACUCAAUGGCCGUUAUACGGCUCGUCUCUACUGCUCGUGAGAAUGGCUUAGGUCUCAGUGCAAGGGAAGUGUUCAAUGACGCUCGACUUCAUCAUGUGGCUGCCAAGGCUCAAACCUUGACCAAGAAGGAUUAUGAUGUCAAGUUCAUUGAGCCAUUUAGUAUGUUAACCCAGAGCCAUAUGGAAGCUCUCUUUACGCAUUGUUCGAAUGACAUGACCACAUUAUUUGACAAGGCAAGAGUGGAAGAUGCAUAUCCUUGCUCAAAGUUCCAAGAAGGUCUUUUGGCCCUAGCUGCCAAAAAUCCAUCUUCUUACAUUGCUAGGUUUCAUUAUCGCAUUUAUGAUGGAGUAGGUUUGAGCGAGUUCAAGGCUUCGUGGGAAAAGACUGUUAAAAUGUUUCCGAAUAUGCGAAGUCGAAUCACCCAUGUAGAUGGUACCUCUAUUCAAGUCAUUGUCAAAGAUUAUAUUAAUUGGGAUUCAACAGAUCAUUUAUCCCUAGAUGACUAUCUGGAGAGCCUGCGACACAUAAGGAUGGGAUACGACUCUCCGCUCUGUCGCUAUGGUCUAGUUGAGCAUACCGAUGGAAUUCAUUUUGUCUGGACUAUGCAUCAUGCCGUUUUUGAUGGAUGGACUAUACGUCUGAUUUCCAAAGCCUUGCAAAGCGUCUAUGAGGGCAUGAAAACAGUUCAAUCGCAGCCAUUUUCGCGAUUUAUUCGAUAUACUCUAGACCUUGACCACCAGUCAGCAAGCGAGUAUUGGUCUAGACAACUUCAUAAUGCUAAGAGGGCCACUUAUCCGGGUCGACUGAGUUCCAUGGAUCAAGAAAGGGGCACAAAUAACACAGGAUAUAUGGAUUUAGAGAUGAGUGUUCCUAAGCCUACUGCCAGCAUCACAAAAGCUACAAUGUUGCGUGCUGCCUGGGCAGUUGUACUCGCUCAUCGGUCUGAUACCAUGGAUGUUUGCUUUGGCACAACAGUCUCAGGCCGACAGGCCCCAGUGGUUGGAAUAACAGAGAUGCCGGGCCCUAUAAUUGCGACUGUUCCAGUUCGCAUUCAUCUACAGCAAAGUCAAAGUGUACUGUCUUUUCUUGAAAAUACUCAAGCACAAGCAUCUGAGAUGGUGGCAUUCGAACAAUUUGGCCUGCAUAAUAUUAGGAAGUUGAACGAUGAUGCAAAAGAUGCUUGCGACUUCUCUAGCCUGCUUGUAAUCCAGCCAAGGCAAAUUUUGUCACAGGGCAAUGAAGGCAGCGAAGCUCUUCUUAUCCCGCAAUCUGAUGACAAGGCAGACGAGGUUCUGGGAGGCUAUUUUACAUAUCCUCUCGUCAUUCAGGCUCACCUGCAUGAUUGUGGAGAUAGGCUCGUUUUCAUCUAUAAUAAGCUUGUUGUAGCUGAGCAGGAACUUGUCGCGCUUUCAAAUCAGUUCAAACAUAUCAUCACUCAGCUUGCUUCACAUCCUGAUACUUUACUGGAAGAUUUGUCGACUACGUCCGAUUGGGAUGUCGAACAGGCUCUCAAAUUUAAUCCCGAGGUUCCAGAAAUUAUAGACGCUUGCGUACAUGAGCUUAUCGAGGCACAGACCCGUCGCAAUCCAUCGGCUCCUGCAAUUUGCUCGUGGGAUAAAAAUCUCACGUAUAGUCAACUUAACGAGUCAGCAAAUCGUCUUGCCCAACAUCUUGUCAAGGCAUAUGCUGUCAAACCUGGAGAUUUCGUCCACGUGUGUUUUGAAAAGUCGGCAUGGCACUUUGUUUCUAUUCUUGCCAUUAACAAGGCUGGGGCUGCAUGGGUUCCCUUAGAUCCUUCGCACCCAGAGCAAAGGCUACGACAAGUGAUAGACCAGACGUGCUCUACGCUAACUUUAACAUCGGUACACAAUAUCAGUCUCUGUUCGAAGCUCACUGAAACUGUUCUUCAGGUUGAUGCCGCACUAGAUGAGUCAUUGGCCAUGAAAGAAGAUGGCGACAAGGGCCCAGAAAUAUCUGUUACCUCUAAUUUUGCUUCAUACGCGUUGUUUACGUCUGGCAGCACGGGCGUGGCGAAAUGCCUUGUCAUGGAACACCGUGCCGUUUGCACAAGCCAGAUGGCUAUUGCCAAAAGGCUCCGUCUGACCCCUCAGGUUAGGAUUUUACAAUUCGCAGCCUUUGUGUUUGAUCUCUCUAUAGGCGAAAUCAUUGGGCCACUUAUUACUGGAGCAUGCGUUUGCGUCCCGUCGGAGCACACAAGGCUAAACGGUCUGGAAGGUUUUAUAAAUGAACAGGAAAUCAGCUGGGCAUAUCUAACUCCCUCGUUUGUACGCACAGUUGAUCCUGACACAAUCAAUCUUGAGCUAUUAUUAUUAGCCGGUGAAGCAGUUCCGAGAGAUGUACUUAGCACCUGGUUUGGAAAGGUUCGCCUGGUCAAUGGAUGGGGCCCUGCUGAGACCUGUUGCUUUAGCACUCUCCACGAAUGGUCUUCUAUCAAUGAAUCACCUCUUAUCAUCGGCCGGCCUGUGGGAGGGUUCUGUUGGAUUGUUAGCCCGGAUAACCAUCAACGUCUUGUUCCUACUGGCACUUUGGGUGAAAUUGUUAUCCAGGGCCCUACCAUUCUUCGCGAAUAUUUGGCAGACAUUGGCCGUACAAACAUUUCAACUACAUCCUCGCUUCCUGGGUGGGCGCCUCGGCCAGAUUCGAAGCAUUGGAAUAGGUUCUAUAAAUCUGGUGAUCUUGGGUACUAUAACACUGAUGGCACAAUCGUUUUUAACGGCCGCAAGGACAGCCAAAUCAAGAUUCGCGGAUUGAGAGUUGAACUAGAGGAAAUUGAACAUUACAUACGCACGACUCUAGAGGGA